UCUCUGACAGAGUGAGACAAAACUACAAGAGAUAAAACUGCCAACACUUGUAGGUGAAGUAAUCGAUGCUGAAAUCUAAAAAAAGAUGUUCAAAGAACCUAAAAGGAAUGAAAAAAUGCCAGCCCUCAUAAGACAACAAGAGAACAGCAGCAGGCCAAAGAAAAGGAAAAUAUCUGAAAUUGAGACCCCCAGAAAAAGGCGGAGGGUCUCUGACAUGGCCGGAUCGUCUUCAAGCUGCCAGGAACAGAUGAGGACGAGGAGCAUGGUGGAGAGAAAAAUGAAAGAAGAAGCAGAGGAACCUUCACCGAAGGCCAAGAGGAAGAAAAUGGAACUGGAGCAGGACCAGAACAAAGAGUCUUGCUGCUCAACGGACGUCAGUGCAGGGAUCAGAAAGAGGAAUCCGAAAAGGAAGAUGGAGGACUUGGAGGAACCACCAACCAGGAGGAGGAUGAAGAUGGUGAUGGAAGAAGAACGAGAGGAUUCCCAAAGAGCUGCAUUACUGCAGAAAUACGUUGAGCUGCAUCUGCUGGGAGACGGAGGCUUCGGGUCUGUCUUUGCUGGAUAUCGGAUAGAGGGUAAAUUACCUGUGGCUAUCAAACACAUACCAAAAGACAAAGUAGUCAUCAAACAUAAGGAUGAGAACGGCAGCGAGCUGGCCAUGGAGUUGGUCAUCAUGUUAAAACUUGCAAGUGAAACAGUGCCGCAUUCAGCCAUCUUGUCCCUGUUGGACUGGUAUGAUCUGGAUCAGGAGCUGAUUUUAGUCAUGGAGAGGCCCAUGUUCGCAGAGGACCUCUUGCUCUAUCUUAAUGAGCGUGGAAAUUUCAUAGAAGAGAGUGAGGCCAAGGUCAUAAUAAAACAGCUGGUGGAAGCUGCUGUUUACCUUCAGAAUGCAAACAUCUUCCACAGAGACCUAAAAGUGGACAAUGUCCUGAUUGACAGCAGCACAGAAGACAAACAAAUCUAUCUCAUAGAUUUCGGCUUAAGCUGCUUUGAUGACGGGAAACAACAUGAAAUACUCUGUGGUACUCCUGGUCACAUCCCACUGGACUGGAUGGUUAACAGUACCUACAGGGCUGGACCUACAACAGUGUGGCAGCUGGGGGUUGUUCUGUUUGAGAUGCUCCACAUGACGCGGUUCAACAUUAACACCUACAUCUCAAACAACUUGACAAUCUGGCAUUGGCUUUCUGACGACUGCAUGGAUUUUCUGUCAAAGUGUCUGAUAGGUGACCCCGAGGACCGUCCCACCUUGGAGGAGCUGCUGUGUCACCCGUGGCUUUCGUAGACUAUACACACAUGCACACGCACACACACACACACGCACACACACACACACACACGCACGCAUGCCCGCACACACACACCAUUGCAACCUUAACUUUUUUUGUUAGUAGUUUAAUCUAGUUUAGGCUGAGCUGUAGGGCACUAUUAAACUAUAAAAGAUUGGGGUUAGGGUUAAAUGACACAAGUCGGUUAAUUUGGCAAUUAAUUUUCUUUGGAUGCUGCAGUUCCUCUGCUACUCAAAACAACAUCCAUUUUAGGUUCAUUAAAGAUUCAAAACGGUCGGGUGCAAUGCAGUGUAGGUGGUGGCUGAAGGUGGGGGACCUCGACGGUCUGAUUCUCAGCUAUAGAAACUGGCUCUAAAGUCAUGGAAUGUCACUUCUCUAGUGGGGAAGGAUCCUGAACUGGUGUUAGGUUGAGAGGUGUAUACAAGCGGCCAAAAUGAGUUUCCUUCGCAGGGUGUCUGGGUUCUCCCUUAGAGAUUGAAGCUCAGUCAUCCAGAAUGGACUCAGAGUUGAGCUGCUGCCUUUCCAUGUUGAGAGGAGCCAGUUGAGGUGGCUUGGGCAUUUAGUCAGCAUGUGCGCUGGAUGCCUCCUGGUGAGGUGUUCCAGGCACCUUCCAUUGGGAGGAGGCCCAGGAGAAGACCAAGGAUGUGCUUGAGGGUCUAUGGUUUGCGGAUGUCCUGGGAACGCUCCUCUGGGAUUCCUCCAGAGGAGCGAGCUCAAGGGGGGAGAGGAGAUUGAAGUCUGGACCUUCUUACUUAGACUGCUACCCCCAUGACCUGACCACAGAUAAGCGGAAGAAAAUGGAUGAAAUAGAUAAAGAUUCAGUUCAAUUAGUUAUUUUACAUAGUGCCAAUUCAAAACAAAGGUCAUCUUGAGGCACUUUAUGAAAAACAUCAAUAUUUGUGGGUAUUCUCUGGGUCCUUCAGUUCUGUCCCCUACUCUAGAAAACAUCCAUUUUAGAAUUAUUGUUUUUUGUUGUUUGUUUUUCUUUGGAUGCUCCAGUUUUCUCCUCUAGACAAGACAACAGCUAUACAGUUUAUUGGAGAUUUGUCGGUUUUCUCCGGGUGCUCCGGUUUAUUUUCUACUUCCUAAAAGCAUCCAUGCUAGGUUAGGUGAAGUUAGUUCAGUUUUUCCCUGGGUACUGAGGUUUACUCCCACAGUCCUAGAGACAUCUGAUUAGGUUCAUUAGGAAUUCUUACCACCAGACCUUGACCUCCGUUCACAAUGCAAGCAGACACAUUCACACAUGGAUAAACACAUACAUAUUUUUUUAUGUAUAUAUUAGUAUAUUAAGCAAGUUUGAGUUUUUACAUGGAUGUAUAUAUUUUCUUGUGUCUCUGUCUAUAAAUGUGUAUGUAAAUUUGUACUAAUACAAAAAUUUAUAAUGUAAAAAUGUAAUUUGUUUUGUUUCUAAUGUGUCCAUAGUUCAUCUCCCUAAUCAAAGUUGUUUUCUCUGUGUUUUUUCCAGAUCUUCCCUAACCCAGAUGUGUGUGCGAGUGUGUGUAUGUUUGUCUUGUCCACUUUCCUGUCCUCUCCAACCCCAGCCGGUUGAGGCAGACGUCCGCCCAUCCUGAGCCUGGUUCUGCUAGAGGCCUCUUCCUUUCAAAGGGGAGUGUUUCCUCUCCACUGUCGCCCCGUGCUUGCUCAGGUUGGGGGAUUGCAUUGAUAUAAAGUUUUGAUGCAAUCUGCUGGUUUCCUCCCCUUCGCAGAAUCGCCACCUUAAUGUGGUGGAGGGGUUUGAGUACCCCUAUGAUCCUGAGGUUUAAGUUGUUUGGAGCUUUGACUGUUGUUGGGGUCUUCCAUGGCAAACUGGCUUCAGAGGAGGGGGUCUCACUAAGAGCGAUUCAAUUAUCUUGAUUCAGUGAGAGAACCUGAGAAUUAUGAACAUGUUUGCUAAUUAAUCUGGUUUGAUUGAUGUCUGGUGGAAGAACUACCAGGGAGCAUUUUGAGCAGAAGAAAAUUUUAAAGAGCUAUAGACUGAAGACGAGAUUUGUAUCUACGUCAAGGAAAGGAUGUGCAUACAAUCUUGCCCCAGUGAAGCAGCCGCCCCAGCAGCUUACUUUACUCCACUAGUGACAUGGUUUCACGACCUGUUGGAAGCUGUGAACUGGCAGAGAAAAUUAACGUAGAAUAAACUUAU
Molecule: messenger RNA, 3426 nt
Organism: Poecilia reticulata (guppy)
Lineage: Eukaryota; Metazoa; Chordata; Actinopteri; Cyprinodontiformes; Poeciliidae
Product: serine/threonine-protein kinase pim-2-like
Biological process (GO): protein autophosphorylation; regulation of mitotic cell cycle; negative regulation of apoptotic process
Cellular component (GO): cytoplasm
Molecular function (GO): protein serine/threonine kinase activity; ATP binding
Source: RefSeq, a predicted model, not a curated record